CUCACAUGAUUUUCUCUAAUCCAAGACUUGGAAAUACGGGGACAUUGAAUCCCUCGCUCUGCACCACAGCACCAGCAUGGAGACAUCCAGCACAACUUUCCUACCCAUAUUCGGCCUCGGCUCGAUGGCACAGUCAGCUGGACUGGUGGAGAUUGCCGUCCGGCUGUGUUUGAACCAACGUAAACAAUUGUGUCCUCAUGUUUGGGUGCCCAUCCUGAAACCGCUGCGACCUUGCAUCCGCUCCGUACCUCCAAAACACGUAUCAUCUGACGUCCUACGCCGAGUCCGGGCAACCCAGAGUCUCGCGGGUUACCUCGACGACUUGGAUGAUUAUGACGACGAUGAUGUUUGGGCCCCCGUCAAAAACAAGCAUGUGGUUUUCGCUGACUCCACGGGCCGGUCGCUGACAGAUGUGCGAGUCUUUUCUGAUGAGGAGGACCACUGCGACCUGGACCCCCUGCCGUCCCUCCAGGGUUUGGCCGUGAUGACGGAGGCCGGUUACAGCUGCACGGUCAGCACCUGCUGCCCGGGAACGCAGCUCACGCUUGGCUUCCCGCAGCCCUCCGCUAAUUUCCAGGCCUUUCGAGCCAAGCUCGCAGAGAACAUGGUCACCCUGGAGAACUGCACGGUCACCGAGCAAGUCCUCAAAGGCACCGUCCGAGUCCAAAAUGUCAGCUUCCAGAAAGACGUGCGUGUGCGUAUCACCUUUGACUCGUGGCAGAGCUACAGAGACGUCCCCUGCACGUACUUGCAGCAGCGCUUUGGAGGGCCGCAAACAGACAUCUUUGAGUUUGACAUAGACAUACCCAAAGUGCUUGAUGCCAAGAGGAAGAUAGAAUUCUGCUUAAAUUAUUCACCAGGAGGGCAGAGUAAUACCUUUUGGGACAACAACAAUGGACAGAACUACACAAUUGAUGUGUGUGUGAGCUCACAUCUUUGUCACAGUUAAAGGUCAAACAAAG
This is a messenger RNA of Phycodurus eques (leafy seadragon), 962 nucleotides long. It is a transcript of the gene ppp1r3c2b, whose product is annotated as protein phosphatase 1 regulatory subunit 3C2, duplicate b. The coding region runs from base 77 to 949 and encodes 290 amino acids. Gene Ontology annotation, biological process: regulation of glycogen biosynthetic process. The transcript is spliced from 2 exons. Gene Ontology annotation, molecular function: glycogen binding; protein phosphatase 1 binding. Gene Ontology annotation, cellular component: protein phosphatase type 1 complex. Lineage: Eukaryota; Metazoa; Chordata; Actinopteri; Syngnathiformes; Syngnathidae. The record is from RefSeq and is a predicted model, not a curated record.